GGAAGUAAAUUCCACAGCUUACCGUUCUUGUUUUGACAGCUCGAAUUAAACAUUAAAACACGUCUAUCUCUGUACAUUUAUCUGCUAUUUCCCUCAUUGUUUCUGAGCAGUAUUCGAGUCGAAUAACCGACACGAGUAGCUGUAACUGACAGCACGGUACGGUACGUGAGGCUAAGGGGGGAAAUAGCCUGCCUGCACAUUCAUUAGCACCUCUAUUAAUUUAUUCCCUGGCGUUAACAUCUAGGUAGUGAGAGUCCAUGAGUCGCAGUCGGAACCCCCCUCCCCGGGGUCAAGGGGCAGCGCGAGCCAAACAGAUGGGACUGCUCCUUGACCUUUCCCCAGAUGGAGGGAUGGAUGAUGAGGGAAAUGAUGAAGAGCUGGAGGCAGAGCUGCUGAAUCUGGUGGGGGGAGGGGGAGGAGGAGGGAGAUCACAAGGGAAGAAAGGUGAAGGGAGAGCUCCCGUUCACAUGGCUGAAAUAGAGCGAAUGGCAGCUCUAUGCAUGAAAGACCUGGAUGAUGAAGAAAUAGGGGACGAAGAUCUGGAUGAUGAAGAUCUGCUGGCAGAACUGAAUGAAGUUCUGGAGGAUGAUGAGGAACAAACCCCUGCUCCCACCCCUCCUGCUGUCACACCUACUGCUCCCAAAGUGAGCGUCACAUCCCACUCUUCUCCUCCUGCUGCUCCCAGUGGUGCAACUGGACUGGAGUCCCGCCUGUUGGAACGAAUUGAAAUGUAUAAAACUGCCAUUUCUAAUGCCAAAGCUGCAGGGGAGACCAGCAAAGUUCGAAGAUAUGACCGCGGGUUAAAGACAUUGCAGUCCAUGUUAACCUCUGUCAAGAAAGGAAAACCAGUCAACGAGGAGGAGAUGCCGCCUCCUGUUGCUGUUGGUGGAAACCCCAAUGUCACUGCAGCGCCUGAAUCAGUCAAGGAACGAGAACUGCCAGAGCCGGCGUUGAUGCCUUCUCCUCCCACCAAUCAGAAACCUCUGAGGGAGGCUCCGCCAACAGCCCCUAAUACAAAGCCACACCAUCUGACCCCACCCCAAAAGCCUACUGCUGCCACUACUCCAGAAACACCCGCAAUCUCUCCACUCACCCCCAGCCAGCCUGAUGCACAGCACACAGGACUGAAACAGGCAGUGUUGUCCAGACAGAGGGAGUAUAAGAUGGCUGCCAUAAACGCUAAACAGAGCGGGGACAUUGACCAGGCCAAACAACACUACCUCACUGCCAAGAAGCUGGACGUGCUGGUGGAAGCACUGGACAGAGGCGAACCGGUAGACCUGAACGCACUACCUCCCCCUCCUGGAGACGUAGUAGCAGAACACCGUGCACCUCCUCCUCCUGCUCAGUCUUCCUCCAAGCCUGCUGCCCCAGCAGCUCCUGCACCCACCCAGGUGGCCACUGCAGACCUGCCUGCUCCCAGCAGUCUGGCAGAAGCCCUGCAGCAGAGGAUGGACAUUUACAAGUCAGCAGCAGAGGGCGCCAAGAGCAAAGGCGAUGAUCGUAAGGCUCGCAUGCACCAACGCAUUGUCAAGCAAUACCAGGAUGCCAUCAGAGCUCAUAAAGCUGGGCGACCUGUCAACUUAUCGGAUCUACCUGUGCCACCAGGCUGUCCACCACUUCAGGGCUCAGAGGGGGGUCAGCAGAACAUCAUGGGUGUCCUGGAAACAGCCAUGAAAAUAGCUAAUCAGGAUGCAGACGCAGAAGAUGAAGAAGAGGAUGGUCCAACAGAGGCUGCCAAGCCUGCAGUGCGUCCACCUGUCCAGAAAGCUAAGUCUCCAGCUCCACAGGCCCCAGGAGGCUCCUCAGCUCCAAAACUGGGACCUAAAGCCCAGCAGCAAGUGGAUUUCCUGUUGCUAAGGCGACAGGCAUUUUUGCGUGCAGCACUACACUCCAAACAGAUGAAGGACAUGACAGGAGCAGCGCAGCACCUCAGAAAUGCCAAGGGACUGGACCCCAUGAUCACCGCUGCCAAGUCUGGCCUGCCUGUUGAUAUAACCAAGAUUCCCAGCGUCCCAGUGAGUGAGGAGAACUACUCGCUGUCUCGCUCCCGUACCUCUCCUCUCUCCCCUCGCUCCAGUGAACAGUACCACGGCCUCAUGGAUCUUUUGCGAAAACAGCACGAGAAAUGUCUGGGAUGCUCUCAGCAGUUCACACUCAUGGGCAAUGUCGCUGAAGCUCUGAAGUUUGAGAAGCUAGUUGACGAGUGUAUGAAGAACAUAGAGAUACUGAAGAAUGCCCACGCCAAAGGCCACCCAGUCCCCAAGUGCCGCACAGAGGAGAGGACCUUCAACUCUGUGAAGAUCCACUCCAACCUGACACUUAAUGACCUGUCACUGUACAUAAUCAGAGGCAUCAACCUACCAGCUCCCUCGGGUGUCUCACCUAACGAUCUGGAUGCAAGUGUGAGAUUUGAGUUUCCCUUUCCCAGUGCGGAGGAAGCUCAGAGGGACAAAACCAGCACAGUAAAGAACACCAACAGUCCAGAGUUUAAAGAGCAGUUCAAACUCAGCAUCAACCGUUCGCACCGAGGCUUUAAACGAGUCGUCCAAUCCAAAGGCAUCAAGUUUGAAAUCAUCCACAAAGGAGGCUUGUUUAAGACAGACAAAGUAGUGGGCACAGCUCAGCUGAAGCUAGAGGCUCUAGAAAACCACUGUGACAUUAGAGAGAUCAUAGAGGUGGUGGAUGGACGUAAACCCACGGGCGGCAAGUUGGAGGUGAAGGUGAAGAUCAGAGAGCCUUUAUCAGGGGUUGAGUUCCACCCAGUGACAGAGAAGUGGCUGGUACUCGAUCCAGUCUCAUCCCUUUCUCCUCCAGAGAAACAAAAGGACCGGGCUCCGUCUCCUCGAUCUAAACCCAGACAUGAAGCGAGCAGCAGGAACAGUCAUCCCAACAACUCUCCUCCACAGUACAAACUCCACAGCUUCAGCCUCCUCAACUAUGACAGGGAGCGGCUGGAGAGAAAGAUUGCAGAGUGUCGAAAGAAUCGGCGGGAUCCCCCGUCUGACCUCAUCAGUCAACACAAAGAGGUCAUGCACAGACUGCAGUGGCAGAAAGCACAGCUGGAGCGAGCCUCUCCUGCUCUGCUGACGGAAUAUGAAAAUGUGCUGCAGCGAUUCACCCAAGGACUUGCUGACUCUGUGAAGAAAUACUCCAGCCAAGGCAACAGAGAUGCUGCGAAGGAUGCACUGGGCAGAUUGAAGAUAGUAGAGAAUGAGCUGGAAUCGCUGAGAAGGAAGCGCACUGGAUAAGAGGAGGAAAAGGGAGCAGAGGCUUGGCUGGAGUACUGUUAUCACAUCUCUCUCCGUCUCAUACACUCUCAUAAUACAAACACUACAGUUUAUACUUUAAGCACGUUUAGCAUGAUCCUGUGCUGCUCAUGCCCAUGACAACUGCAUGAGUCAAGCAGCUAAUUCAGUCAGUUGAUCAUAUACCUUGUGUCACCUGUGGUUCAUUGCCUGCCACAAUAGUUGAGAAUAAAUCUGUAACUUCAAAGGGACACAUAUUGAAGAAUGAAUUCAUAUUUGUUAAAGAGCUAAGGGAGAGGCAGCCUUAUUUGCACUUAAACAAGAAAGACACUACAGAAAACUGCUUCUACAGUACAGCUUUACUGACCAUACUCUCUCUCUCUUUUUUUUUUUCCAUCUUUGAUAAUUGUUGGUGAAGAGAUCUGUACGAAGACUUGACAUUUUACAUUUGACACCAGCUCAAAGAGUCUUUUGGUGUCCAUUGAUGACCAAAAAAAUGUGUGUGUGCUCGUGUGUGUGCUUGCUCUGAAGUGUGUUUAACCCAUGGACCGAGGUGUAUUUAACCCCCUUUUUCCCAUAUUUUAUGUGUGUAAUGAGCUUAAUCUAAUCUGUCUGCUCCAGUGUUCCCAGAUUACAGUAAUCUGCUCCGUUUGGAGUGGUGUGAUAUGGGAAUAAAAAAAAAAAAAAAAAAAAAAA
Molecule: messenger RNA, 3944 nt
Organism: Toxotes jaculatrix (banded archerfish)
Lineage: Eukaryota; Metazoa; Chordata; Actinopteri; Toxotidae
Gene: cc2d1a
Product: coiled-coil and C2 domain containing 1A
Exons: 28
Coding region: 258-3251 (997 amino acids)
Biological process (GO): regulation of transcription by RNA polymerase II
Cellular component (GO): nucleus
Molecular function (GO): RNA polymerase II cis-regulatory region sequence-specific DNA binding; DNA-binding transcription repressor activity, RNA polymerase II-specific
Source: RefSeq, a predicted model, not a curated record